Ornithodoros turicata is the source of this 1549-nucleotide messenger RNA. Its product is annotated as estradiol 17-beta-dehydrogenase 8-like. The coding region runs from base 117 to 860 and encodes 247 amino acids. The transcript is spliced from 3 exons. Lineage: Eukaryota; Metazoa; Arthropoda; Arachnida; Ixodida; Argasidae. The record is from RefSeq and is a predicted model, not a curated record.
AUACAUGCGCCAUAUCUGCUGCCGGCCGGCGAGAUUGUUUGCACUUUGUAUAGGGACAUACACGGCAACCGUGCUUGCUCUGUUGCCGCGGUCGAGCUAGUGACCUUUCCUGAACCAUGUUAGGAGGUCGGUUGGGCCUGGUGACGGGCGGCGGCAGCGGCAUUGGAAGAGCCGUCUGCGCUGCAUUGGCCAUGGACGGGGCCAGGGUGGUCAUCGCCGACGUCAACAAGCAGAUGGCACUCAACACGCUCAAGACGCUGCCAAACGAGAAUGAGCACCAGGCCAUCGAAGUAGAUGUUGGCGAUUCCAAGUCGGUGAAGCGGCUUUUCAGCGAAAUUCGCCGCCUGUACAGUUCCGCACCUUCCCUGGUCAUCAAUUCAGCCGGAUGCUUGAGCCACAGUUUCUUGCUCAACACCGAAGAGAGCGCAUUUGACGAAAUGGUUCGCGUGAACCUCAAGGGUACAUUCCUCAUCACGCAAGCAGCGGCCAAAGAAAUGGUCGAGGACAAGCUCAAGGAGUGUUCCAUCGUCAACAUCUCCACCGUUCUCGGCACCACGGGAUUCCGAAAAAUGUCCUGCUACGUCGCAGCCAAGUCCGGAGUCAUCGGCUUCACGAAAUCCGCAGCGUUAGAGUUGGCCCAGUUUGGCAUCCGCUGCAACAUUGUGCUGCCCGGCAUCACUCACACACCGCUGCUGUCUCCCCUGGACGAAGAGACCAUUCAGGCUCUAGUGAAGCGUUCAGCUCUGCAGCGCGAAGGGACACCCGAAGACAUAGCCAGCGUAUGUCUCUUCUUGGCGUCGCCCAAGAGUUCGUAUAUCACAGGAGCUGCGAUAGAAGUCGCUGGAGGCGUGAACGCAUGAGUUGUGUCCGUUUACCGGAUGUGAAAUUUGUACAGGGUGUGUGCAGAAAAACAUGACCCGCAUUUUUACAUGUAACUCGUUGUCUACUUAGCCGAGGAACUUCCGGUGGCGCACGAUGUUGUAUUUAUGCGUGCGAAAGCUACAAAAAAAUCCUGGAAGCCAUACUCAGUGUACAAAAAUAAACAGAGCGCGAAAACAUGAGCUUCCAUGCAUUAGAAUAGGGCGGUCAUGAUAGUGCAUGGUAGUGCAUUUCGGUCUCACGAGAGUUAUGUGCAGGCACCGCUAGAGGUACUGCCGAUGAGCAUCCAUGAUGUGGGACAUCGUUCCGAUUUAGGCACCGAUAGCGCCCCUAGCGGGACUUGAACACAACUCUCCUACGUUCACCAUGGUGCCCUUUCACAUACACCCUGUUGUCCACCAUGUUGCCCUAUUCUGAUGCACGGAAGGCGACGUUUUGGUUGUUCCGUUCAUUUUUUAAGCUGAGUAUGGCUUCCACAAUUUUUCUGCAGAUUUCGCAGGCAUAAAUGUGCCAUCGUGCGCCACCGGAAGUUCGUUAGUUAGGUAGGCAACAAGCCAUGUGCCUAAAUGCGGGUCAUGUUUUUCUGCACACACCCUGUACAUGACAUCGAGAUGUAUGUUUCGGCAUUGAUAUCGAAAGGUCCAAAAAUAAAAUACUCCCGUGAAAUUCA